AUGCUCUUAUAUACAAGUAAGGCAGGGUCUGUCCUAAUAUCAAUCAAUCCUUUCAAAGAUGUACAACUUUGUGGAGAUGAUUUUGUUACAGCUUACAGGCAGAAGCUUGUGGACAGCCCUCAUGUGUAUGCUAUAGCUGACACUGCCUAUAAUGGGAUGAUGAGAGAUGAAAUAAAUCAGUCCAUCAUUAUAAGUGGAGAAAGUGGAGCUGGGAAAACUGAAACAGCAAAAAUUGCAAUGCAAUACUUGGCAGCACUUGGUGGGGGUAAUGGUGGCAUAGAAUGUGAAAUUCUUCAGACAAGCUGUAUACUGGAAGCAUUUGGGAAUGCAAAAACAUCCAGGAAUGACAACUCUAGCCGUUUUGUGAGUUCUACCACCAUCAUGAUUUAUAUAAGUGUAAGUAAGAUUUAUUAUUCCGAAGAAAUGCCACUCGACUUACUUAUAUCCUCAUCUGGUGCAGGGGAAGUUGAUUGA
Molecule: messenger RNA, 474 nt
Organism: Ilex paraguariensis (yerba mate)
Lineage: Eukaryota; Viridiplantae; Streptophyta; Magnoliopsida; Aquifoliales; Aquifoliaceae
Source: the annotation of a GenBank genome assembly